Messenger RNA from Mustela lutreola (European mink), 6427 nucleotides. It is a transcript of the gene LRIF1, whose product is annotated as ligand dependent nuclear receptor interacting factor 1. The record is from RefSeq and is a predicted model, not a curated record. Gene Ontology annotation, biological process: regulation of DNA-templated transcription. Gene Ontology annotation, molecular function: nuclear retinoic acid receptor binding. Bases 445 to 2733 code for a protein of 762 amino acids. The transcript is spliced from 4 exons. NCBI's taxonomy places the organism in Eukaryota, Metazoa, Chordata, Mammalia, Carnivora, Mustelidae.
GCCAGUCUGAGCUUUGCCCGGCUGGCUACUGCGGUGGGCGGGGUCGGCCGGGCCUGUCCCGCACGGUCUUCUCCACUGACCCGGCACCCCUAGGGGCGGCGCCAUUAAAGCCACGCCUUCCGUGUUGUCUCCGGAUGGCUCUGAAGCGAUGUCAUAGGCUCGCCGGGGCGGAGACUCGGGCCGCUCCUCUCAGAGGCUAGGGCCCGAGCGGCGUCGUCACCCGCUUGGAUUCUUCCGGUUUGUGGUGGCUGCGUCGCGUCUUUCCGAAGGCUAGGGAUACUCCCUCCCUAGACCCUGCCGUCGCCCUCCUUUCAGCAUCGAACCUGAGUUGCUCCGGGACACCUCCAGCCCAACCUAAUCUCGCUCAGGUUCUCUCCCUUUGGAGGACCUCGGCCCCCCAUUGCCCACUUUCCUGGAUGUGCUGGCCCCUCCCACCCCUCUAAAAUGUCCAAUAACCUACAGAGGGUCUUCCUGAAACCCGCAGAGGAAAAGUCAGGCAACGCCUCGCAGUGUGUUUCAGGCUGCAUGUACCAAGUAGUUCAGACGAUUGGCUCCGAUGGAAAAAAUCUUCUGCAAUUACUUCCAAUUCCUAAUUCUUCUGGAAAUCUUAUACCGCUAGUUCAAUCUUCAGUCAUGUCUGAUGCUUUGAAAGGGAAUACAGGAAGCCCAGUUCAAGUUACUUUUCAGACUCAGAUUUCCAGCUCUUCCACAAGUGCAUCAGUUCAAUUGCCCAUUUUUCAGCCAGCCAGUUCUUCAAACUAUUUUCUUACAAGAACAGUAGAUACAGCAGAAAAAGUUAGAGUUACUUCUGUGGGAACUGAAAAUUUUACCUCAUCAGUUUCUAAAGUUCAGAGUCAUGGUGUGAAAAUUGAUGGACUCACCAUGCAAACAUUUGCUGUUUCUCCUUCCUCAACACAAAAUGAUUCACCUUAUAUUUUAGUAAAUACUCAGAGUCUUCCAAUGACUGUGAAGUCUCCAGUUUUGCCUUCUGGGCAUCAUUUACAGAUUCCUGCCCAUGCUGAAGUGAAAUCUGUACCAGCGUCUUCAUUGCCUCCUUCAGUUCAGCAAAAGAUACUUGCAACUGCAACCACAAGUACCUCAGGAACAGUUGAGGCCUCCCAAAUACCAACUGUUAUUUACGUAUCUCCUGUAAAUACAGUGAAAAAUGUAGUUACCAAGAACUUUCAAAACAUUUACCCAAAACCUGUUACAGAAAUAGCAAAGCCAGUGAUACUAAAUACCACACAAAUUCCAAUGAAUGUUGCUAAAGAGACACAGUUAAAAGGUGGUCAGCAUUCUCAAGCUGCUCCUGUGAAAUGGAUUUUUCAAGAAAAUCUACAGCCUUGCAGUCCAUCUCUUGUUCCUGUUAAGUCUUCAAAUAAUGUGGCUUCAAAGAUUUUAAAAACUUUUGUAGAUAGGAAAAAUUUGGGAGAUAAUACUAUAAAUAUGCCAUCACUAAGUACUCUCAGUCCUAGUGGGACACAAUCCAAAAGUAUGCCUAUUAAAGAUAAUGCCUUGGUUAUGUUUAAUGGGAAAGUCUAUCUAUUGGCUAAAAAGGGGACAGAUGUUUUGCCAUCACAAAUUGACCAACAGAAUUCUAUUUCUCCUGAUAUUCCACCAAGAAAAGAUACAUCACAAAUAGUGAGUUCAAGUCCAAUCACAGAAAUAUCCAGAGAGGUUGUAAAUAUUGUUUUGGCUAAAAGUAAAUCUUGCCAGAUGGAGACAAAAUCACUUUCAAAUACUCAGCCUGCUUCCAUGAUCAAUCUAAGGGCAGAGAAGAAUAAAAAAGUGGAGAAACCAUCUCUUUCUACCCCAAACCCACAUAAUAUGAAUCAAUCCAUUAACUACUUAAAACAGAGUAAGACUUUAUUCACAAAGCCACACUUUGCAGAUGGAUUUAGUACAGUACAAAAUGCCCCCAGAAAAGGAAAUAUCAUCCAAAGCAUAGAGAAAAUAAGUUCCUCUGUUGAUGCAACAACUCUUACUUCACAACAGUGUGUUUUCAGAGACCAAGAACCAAAGAUUCAGAAUGAGAUGGCAUCAACAUUCAAAAAAGUUACUCAAGAAAGAAAUGACAAGAACCAUUCCCAAGGAGGAAGCAGUAAGGCAUCAUAUCUGAAGAGUGAUGCAGAAUUUAAAAAGAUAUUUGGUCUCACUAAAGAUUUGAGAGUAUGCCUUACUCGUAUUCCUGAUCAUUUGGCCUCUGGAGAAGGUUUUGAUUCCUUUAGCAGUUUGGUGAAGAGUGAUACUUACAAAGAGACUGAAUUGAUAGUGAAGGAAGAAAAGAAAAAACAGGGUUUUGAUAAGAAAAGAAAAGCAAAAACCGUUAAGAAGAUGGAUCAUACAAAGAAGAGAAAAACUGAGAGCGUGUAUAACACAGCUGCAAAUGGAGGAACUAACGUCACCAAUUCCCAACUCAUCAGCGGUAUUUUACCAACUUCAGAUGUAUCAUGCCAUAACAUUCUCACAAGCCGCAACAAAACCAGAGAAGAAAAGAGAACUGAGGUUGAACAUUAUACCCCUGAGAACCAGGAAAAAGGCACAUUGAGUUCAAAUGCAGCUUUUGAACAGAGUCAUUCCUUUAAUAAAAAUUACACUGAAGAUAUUUUCCCCAUGACGCCACCAGAGUUAGAAGAAACCAUUCGAGAUGAAAAAAUAAGAAGACUUAAACAGGUUCUGAGAGAGAAAGAAGCAGCUCUUGAAGAAAUGCGUAAGAAGAUGCAACAAAAAUAAUAAAAUAUUGCUAUACUUAAAGACUGCAGUGAAAUAGCUGUGAUUUUUUUCAUAUACUUUUGCAUUAAGUUAAUUAUAGAUGCAUUCUGAAAGUGUCUUUAAAUAUGAAACUUGUUUUUUCUUCAGUUAAUGAUUAAAUUUUAUUUAAAGACUACAAAAAAAGUUGAUUCACACAUGCCUCUUGUGAAUAAUCUACAUGCGGUAUCUGAAUCUUUGCCUAGAUACUUUUUUGGGGGGAAGGAAAAUUUUUCUAUUUUUCUAUUAAUUAGAAUUCCCAAAGUUUGAAUAUUUGUGCAAGGUUUUUUGUUUUGUUUUUAAUUGUCUACAUCUUUAGCUGAACUGUACAGGUGUUAUUCCAACAGUAGAGAAUUUAUUGUAUACUACUGAAAUUACACAGUCCAAGGGAGGAUACCAGUACUAACUUAGCCUUGCCAAUGGGUUUAUAUAUGUACUCAGACUGUAUUCAUAAAAUGAUACCAUUGUUGUAAAUCUAUUUUAUUUCAUGAAAAAAAAUGUAUUAUAACAAUAUUAUUUAAAGAUUCAAACAUUUCUGAGUGAGGGACACUUGUUUUGUGGCUUUUACAAAGUAGUUUUAUAUAAUUCAAAAUGGGAUUUAGAAUCCAGGCUAUAUAGUGUAAUGUUUGCUUAAAGUAAUAAGUUAUUAUUCCUAGGUAAAUGCUUUUUCUUCUUCUCCAUCCUCUUCUUCCUCUUCUCCUCCUCCUCUUUUUUUUUUUGGAUUAUGUACAUAUGUAACUAUGUGAAAAGUAAAUCUGAACAAUGGCCUCACUUAAUACUUUUUAAAAAUUGUAAAGUAUACUUUUUCUUAAUGGAGGCAAACAUUUUUCUGUCUGAUUAUGUUUGAUUUGGAGAGUUCAGGAGUUGUAUGGGGAUAGGGAUUAAUGGGAAGAAAGAAAAGUUUACCCCCCCCCCCAAAAAAAAAGAUCUCCAGAAGUAAGGUCACAUAAAAGUUAUACAUACUGAGAAAAAUGCAAACUGAUUGACUAAAUUCUUCUGCCUUUUUUUCUUAUACCAGUUUUAUUGAGAUAAUUCAUUUACCAUAAAUUCACCUCUUAAAAGUGUACAAUUCAGUGGUUUUUAUUAUAGUCACAAAAUUGUGCAACCAUUAACAUGACCUAAUUUUAGGACAUUCUCAUCAUUCCUCAAAGAACCUCAUACCCAUUAGCAUUCACUCUCCAGAUCCUCCACCCCCUCAACUGUAGGCAACCACUAAUAUAGUUUAUGUCUCUAGGGACUUGAGGAAAUUUUUAAGCAUGGUAGGAAUUAUUCAGGAUGUUUUCUUAUGUGAUUGGCUUCUUUCAUUUAGCUUAAUGUUUUCAAGGCUCAUCAGUGCUGUGGCAUGUAUUGGUACUUAAUUCUUUUAAAAUUUGCUGAACAAUAUUCCAUUAUAUGAAUAUAUCACACUUUGUUUUCCAUUCAUUGGUUUAUGGACAUUUGGGUUGUUUUGGCUUCUAGGCUCUUACGUUGCUGUGAAUAUUUUUGUAUAAGUUUUUAUGUGGACAAAGGAGUAUAUACCUAAGACUAUAAUUACUGGGUCAUACCCUAACUCUGUUUAACGUUUUGCACUGCCAAACUAUACAUGGGUAUUUCUUACCCUCCUCCACCAAAAUGGAUCUUGUCAAGGAUACCAGUGACUUCUGUGUUGCUAGAUAUAGUAGUUAUCUUAAUUUAUCUAUCUGGGGAAAUACAAUUUCACGAAUCAGUGCCUCCUUUGAAGAAUUUUUAAAUGUUUUGUUUUUAAAGAUUUUAUUUAUUUAUUUGACAGACAGAGAUCGCAAGUAGGCAGAGAGGCAGGCAGAGAGAGAGGAAGGGAAGCAGGCUCCCUGCUGAGCAGAGAGCCUGAUGUGGGGCUCGAUCCUAGGACCCUGGAAUCAUGACCUGAGCUAAAGCCAGAGGCUUUAACCCACUGAGCCACCCAGGCACCCCAAGAAUUUUAAAGUGUUUUAUUAAACAAGCAGUACAUGUGCAUUGUAAAAAACUUAAAAAUACAGCAAACUGAAGUAUUAAAAAUUGAAUCUUCAUCAUCACACUUUGAAAUAUUAAUGUUGGGACAUGGAGACACGUAAUUACCUCUUUUAUUAGGUUUAUUCACAGAUAUCUUACGGUUUUUGGUGUAGCUGUAAAUGGGGUUGAUUCCUUAAUUUCUCUUUCUUUUGCUUAAUUAUUGGUGUAUAGAAUUGUAGCACAUUUCUGUAUGUUAAUCAUAUCCUGUGACUUCACUGAAUUUGUAUAUCAGUUCUAGUAAUUUUCUGGUGAAGUCUUUAGGGUUUUAUAUAUAAGGUAUCAUGUUAUUUGCAAAUAGUGAAAGUUUGACUUCUUGACAAUUUGGAGGCCUUUUAUUUCUUCUUGUUUGAUUGCUGUGGCUAGGACUUCCAGUACUGCAUUAAAUAACGGUGGUUAGAGUGGACAUCUCUGUCUUGUUCCUGAGCAUAGAGGAAAAGCUCAGUUUUUCCCCAUUGAGGAUGGUAUUAGCUGUGGGUUUUUUGUAUAUGGCCUUUAUUAUGUUGAGGUAUGUUCUCUCUAAACCUGCUUUAUUGAUGGCUUUUAUUAUGUGUGAAUGUUGUACUUUAUGAAAUGCUUUUCUACAUCUACUGAAAUGAUCAUACAUUUGUAUCCUUUUUUAAUUAAUGUGGUAUAUCACAUUGAUUGAUUUGUGAAUAUUGAACCAUCCUUGCAAACCAGGAACAAAUCCCACUUUAUUACAGAGAAUGAUUUUUUUAAUGUACUGUUGGAUUCUGUUAGCUAGUAUUUUUAUAGAGAAUUUUUACAUCCAUGUUCAUCAAGGAUAUUGUCGCAUACUCUUUGUCAUUGUUGUUGUGUAUUUAUCGGGUUUUGGUUUCAGGGUGAUGUUGGUCUCAUAGAAUAAAUUUGGAAUUUUUCCUUUCUUAUUUUUUGGAAUAGUUUGAGAAGAAUAGGUAGUAACUCUUCCCUAAAUGUUUGAUAGAGAUCUCCUUUGAAACAAGCCGUCUGGCCCUGGACUUGAGCGUUUUGGGAGAUUUUUGAUUACUGAUUCAGUUUCUUUGCUGGUUAUAGGUCUGUUGAUGUUUUCUAUUCCCAUUUCAGUUUUCAUAGUUUAUAUGUUUAUUGGAAUUUGUCCAUUUCUUCCAGGUUGUCCAAUUUAUUGACAUACAGUUUUUCAUAAUAUUCUCAUAAUUUCUUGUUUAUUUCUGUCAUGUUAGUUAUUUCUCUUCAUCACUUGUGGUUUUUAUUUGGGUCCUUUCUCUUUUCUUUUUGAUAAAUCUGGCUAGAGACUUAUCAAUUUCACUUAUUUUUUUUUUUAAAGAACCAUCUCCUGGUUUUCACCAAUGUGUUCUGUUGUUUUUGUUUUUGUGGUAUUUUGUUUGUUUUUCUAUAUCAUUUAUUUCUGCUCUAUAUUUCUUCUGGCUUUAGACUUCAUUUGUUGUUCUUUUUCCAGCUUCUGUAGGUUGGAGAUAUAUAAUUAAAGGCUUUUAGUAAAUAGAUAUUUGAAGUCAUAGGUCUGAAUAACAUCACUUAAGGAGAUUGUACAAACAGAGGAUAAAAUUUAAAGGUUGGGAAAAGGACAAUCAUGAAUUUUGAGGAUUGGAAGAAGUGAAUGUUAAAUGAAUUGUAUUUACAAAUCCUUGAAUAGUGUCUGACACAUAGUAAACAAUAUAUCAGUGUUUGUUAAAUAAAAUAAAUUCUAAAAUCACCCUGA